Messenger RNA from Suillus plorans, 729 nucleotides. RefSeq lists its product as uncharacterized. Bases 1 to 729 code for a protein of 242 amino acids. Lineage: Eukaryota; Fungi; Basidiomycota; Agaricomycetes; Boletales; Suillaceae. The transcript has 8 exons. The record is from RefSeq and is a predicted model, not a curated record.
AUGCAUGCUCCAAAGUACUCACCUGCUGUGGUGCAGGCUAGUGUCGGCCCAUUCGAAAGUGCACUUUCAGCGGGGGCUCCUCGGCCCACUGGGCCUCCUUGGGAAAUUGGGACAACUGGGACGGAUGCGAUAACUAUGCCAGCCAUUGCUGUGGCAGUAAUGAUUACACUGGCCUCAAAUUUUGUGCCGGGCGCACUCCAUGAGUGCGUUUGGUACGGUUUAGAUGGGGCAGACGAACUCACUAACCAUACACAUUGCUCGCAUGACUUUGCCACCAACCAGAAUAUACUAGUAGCCAGUCAUAAUGCACCCAUCACUGCACGUAUUUCUGAUAUUAUCCAGCAGAUCCCAGAGUACGCAGAUCAUGAAAAUGUGUACUUCAAUGCAACGCCGAUGAACCUACACCAGGCUUCACAUUGCCAGUACUGGAUAAAUAGGCACGGGCUUAUUGUGUAUUAUCUCAGUCUCGGGGAACUAACAGCCGCUAUCGCCGCCCAUGACGAUUUCACGACCAUUUGUCAAGGUGGGGAUCCGCAGUCUUGCAAGACGAGCACAAGAGAGAGUGGAAUCCUUGCGCAAAGUUGGACGCCGCGAACCAAACAGUCCAAACCUAGUAUGAGUGCAGUACUGCCGACAAUGCAGGAAACCAUGGAGUUUGUGCACCUACUCUUCACUGAGGAAUAUUCGGAAGGUCCAGAGAGGGAGGAAAAUAAGAUAGUCGUUGGCUGA